Messenger RNA from Exaiptasia diaphana, 1900 nucleotides. RefSeq lists its product as uncharacterized. Bases 126 to 1781 code for a protein of 551 amino acids. The record is from RefSeq and is a predicted model, not a curated record. The transcript has a single exon. Lineage: Eukaryota; Metazoa; Cnidaria; Anthozoa; Actiniaria; Aiptasiidae.
UAUUUUGCCGCAGGUCACGGUUAGUAAACUUUCGCGUCGGAAGUCUUGCAGGCCUCUUUUUGGACCUAAAGAAUAGAAAGGAAUUCAAUCGUGAAGUCAAGUUUUAUGCCUAGUUUUUCGUCAGAAUGGUACAACUUUCUUUUUUAAAGUGCUUGGCGAAGCUUGCAAGGUUUCGAAAGACCGCAGUCUUGCUUCUCGUUUGGAUCAUGACUGUAAACAUGUUUCUAGCUUUCUUAUGGACUCAUCCAUCGUCAAAGGAGAAGAAGCAUUGGCUAGAGUGGGUAGAUAUAGUAAAUAUUACAAUGACAAAAACGUACACGAGAAAAGACAUCCGUGAUAACCCACAGAGAACAACAACAGCUGUGCAAAACAAAGACACACUACCUCAUCAGUUUGUUUUGAAUUCAGGAGAAAUUAAGGCGUUARAUUAUACCGAUUUUCAAGUUAUUGAUYCCAUAGCUUCUGAAAUCAGGGAUUCGAGCGCUUUGUUUGUGCUUGUUGUACCACGAGGGCUUGCUCCAACGAAUAAUUACGUAAAUUCAAUGAACCGAUUAGAUAAAGUGUCGUUAAUGUUGUCUGGAAAAGUAUUGCAAGCAGUUCACGAUCUUGAUGGGAUAGCUUGCCUACCGCGAAAUCUUCAAACAUCGUGGAGUGAACGAAAGUAUUUUAUAGAGGAAGACUGGAAGCGUUUAUUUAAUUCAACAUGGUGUAACUUUGCUAGAAGUGAAUGGAGUAUUCAAAUACGAAACAGUGGACUGCUGAAAAAGAUAAUAUUCAAAUCUACAAAAGGACUUGAUAGCGAACUGCAUCAUGGGAUUGUGAUACAAAUUUGUAACAUUUUCAAUGGUCCAUUCCUCUUAAGAAGAGAGCAAUUUGAUAAGCUUAGAGGUUUUAAUCAAUUUGGCCGCCUUUCUCUGCUUGAUUUCUUCUUGCGUUCAAAUGGCAAAUUAAAGAUAGGAAAGUUUGGGGGUUGUUUCUAUAGCAACAAGUUGUUUUAUCUUGACAGAGGSCGACUUGAAGGCACUCACGACUUCCCAGAAUAUUCAAAUUUUGGUGCGGCACAUGGGAUACUUCGUAUUAUCAUGGAAGACCGAAUAGAAUGGACAAAAUGUGUGGCUAAUGAUCGACUUUGCAAAGAAAAGCCAUAUUUCCCCCCUUCUUCACUCCCUCAAAUUGGUCAACCAAUAUGCUGUAGUGUUGUACUAGGGCAAAUGCUUAAAGACAUUGUAGCAGUUUUCACAAAGCUUGGAAUCAAAUAUAGRUUGCUGUAUGGUACAUUAUUAGGCGCUGUGCGAAGCGGGGCCAUAAUACCAUAUGUACAUGAUCUUGAUUUUGCAGUUGAUGAUCAUUAUGGCCUUAACUGGAGUAACUAUGACACUUUACAACCAUAUUUUACUGACAGAUAUUCAAUAUCAAGUAAAUCAUUCAUGGGCAUGCCUCGGCUUGUAUCACAUAUGCCAGCUCACUUAAACAUUAAUACRUCUACUUUUUUUGAUGGUGAAUUAGACGUUGAAGGAAAGAAGUUCUUCAGUGAAGAGAUUUUGACAUCAAUUCGUGGUCUUUUACCUUUUAGUUCCUCAAACUGGAGAACAAGAGGAUACACAGACUUUUACCGGGGGCAAGGUGUUUGGUGGAAUGACUCAUCGAUAGUGACAGUUGAUGGCUUGAAUUACACAGCAAUGAAAAGAAAGGAAUAUGAAUGUGAAUUGUGGUAUGGAAAGAAUUGGAGAACGCCCAUUAUGACAAGUUUUGAAUCACAAAGUGAUGCAGGAGCAGUAUGACAUUCMAUGCAACAUUGUAUUUAAGUCCAAGGUCMUSUCUUGUUAAGUUAUUUAUAUGUAAACAUGUUUAUUUAAGAUGCAAUAAAGUAUGGCCGAACCCCAAAUAAAAUUUAAAAAGA